AUGCUGAUGACGGCACUAAAAUCAUGCCGUUUAGCGCUUCAAGUUCGCUGGCUAAGUACAGGCACGAAAGCGACGCAGUUUAAAGUGGAGAUGCUAAACGGUAAGGAUGCAGGCAUUGCGCUCUUCACGAUGGAUCGCCCCGAGGCACGCAACGCACUGGGUCGUCAGUUCAUGGCCGAGUUCCGCCAUGCACUGGAUCAGGUCCGAUAUGACCCUAAAGUCCGCGUUGUGAUCAUGCGAAGUGCUGUUCCUAAAGUGUUUUGCGCGGGUGCAGAUCUGAAGGAACGUCUGGGUAUGACACCACAGGAGGCAGCGGCAACUUCCCGUAGUUAUCGUACGGGGUUUACUGACCUGGAGCAACUUCCAAUGCCGACAAUUGCUGCCAUAGAAGGAGCAGCCCUUGGUGGAGGGAUGGAGAUUGCACUUGCCUGUGACCUCCGCAUUGCUGGAGCCAAGGCGAUCCUUGGUUUCCCUGAAACGUCCCUGGCAAUCCUUCCUGGAGCUGGUGGUACCCAACGUGCAGCUCGGUUGAUCGGAAUUUCAAAGGCCAAGGAGCUCAUCUUCACGAGCCGUCGUCUAGACUCCGAAGCUGCCGAGAAGAUUGGUCUUGUUGAUUACGCUGUACCUGAAGGAAAGUCCUACGACAAGGCACUGGCGAUUGCACGUGAGAUCCUGCCCAAUGGACCUCUUGGCGUCCGCAUGGCGAAGGAAGCGAUAAUGAGAGGUUAUGAAGUGGAUAUUUCCUCUGGUAUGGCUAUCGAGAAUGCCUGUUACGCGCAGGUGAUCCCGACCAAAGACCGCAUUGAAGGAUUACUGGCUUUUAAGGAGAAGCGCAAGCCGCAGUACUCGGGCGAAUAA
Messenger RNA from Peronospora farinosa, 858 nucleotides. The record is from the annotation of a GenBank genome assembly. Lineage: Eukaryota; Oomycota; Peronosporomycetes; Peronosporales; Peronosporaceae.